AUGAUUUUAUAUUCGAAUUGUAUCAGUUAUAAAGAUUUAUACUUGAAUGUCACUAUCAGAAGUAGCGCACUGGAAUUCUAUUUUCAAAUAUGUUUCGAAAUAUAUACGAUGGAUGGACGUGUACCGAAACUUUUAUCUUGUGGUCACACUUUUUGCCAUCAAUGUAUUAUGUCGCUCAAUAAUGAUCAUAUACGAGCACGGAAGUGUCCAACAUGCCGAAUACCAUUCUUUUUCCUCAGUGAAUCAAAUUUUGCAACAAAUUACUCAUUACUUGGUUAG
Molecule: messenger RNA, 279 nt
Organism: Dracunculus medinensis (Guinea worm)
Lineage: Eukaryota; Metazoa; Nematoda; Chromadorea; Rhabditida; Dracunculidae
Source: the annotation of a GenBank genome assembly